GAGCUGACUGCUGGCUUUUCCAUAGUGGUGACUCAAUUGGGGACGUCGGGAGGCCGCUUCAGAGACUAAACCAUGGAGGAAAUGGAAGUGGACCUUGCUGUGCCUUCGUUUUCCUCAGCAAAAUUGUUAGGAUUGAAGGAAUUGGUCGGCCACGAUGAUCUUACAGCUCUUGCAAAUGCCGAGUUCUCUGCUGAUUUCGCCAGAUGUAUAACGACCCUUUGUCAGGAGUUGAAAACAUUGUGCAACCUCCAAGAAGCGGUACCUCAGCUCGGAGAGGGAGAUGAUGGCAAUUUUACAUUCCUUCUAGAGCUUAGCUCAUUCUUGGGAGAAUUAGAUUGUCCACACGAGGAAAUCACUUGCGGUUCGUUGGAGGAGAGAUUGUGCACUCCAGCAAAGAGGAAAUUGCUUGUCAAUUUCCUUUUCAACGAGAUCAAAGCUGCUCGUUUGUUCGCAAAAAAUGCAUUGACUCAGCCCGUUGCUGAAGGCGGAGACAAAGAAUUGACUCCAUUUCUGACUUCAGCGCUCAAAGCUGUCAAUGCUCCGAAACCUGCUGGUAAUGUGCCACCGGUGGAAAUGAUUUCACUUUUGCACAAAGCGGCUGACGCAAGACUACAAAGUUGCGCAGAACGCCCGACCCCGAUUUUUACUGCGAAACUAGACGCCAGACAAUGGAGGAAAGUAGAUAAGCUGGUCAGUGACACUGCACAAAAUUGUCGUUCUCGAUGUCUUGUGCUGUUGAAACGAAUCGAUGUUACGGUGAACUCGUUUUUAUGGAGUGACAGACUCAAGUCUCGUGAGAAGGAAAUUCGAGACCUUUUUGCUAAACGAAGAGAAGCCAUGUCGCAUGUGACACCACCAGAUUUAGCGUGUCUCUUAGCUGCUAGUCAUGAUUUACUUAGAAUUGAACAAACAAGUAGCGCUAGACUCAGAAAGAAUACGCGUUCCAUGCCGAAUCCGCUCGCACUUGCACCAAGGCCUGCUGACCGUGGUGGACGUACAAACGAAAUGGUGGGAGACAUAGCAAGAGAGCAAGCAUCUGCGCAAAGGGGCCGCGGUCGUGGUGGAGGUGGAGGUGGUUUCAGAGGACAAUCAGCUCCGCAGCAAACUCGUCACUUCAAUCAGCAAGAGAUGCAACGAGGGCAGCCGUAUUUUGCGCAACAGGAUAUGUAUGCAGGAAUAUCACGAGAGCAGAUGACGCAGCAAGAGUACCGAGGAUCUGCUUAUGACAAUCCACGAGACCGUGGGAGAGGGUAUGGCCAUCGAGGAGGAGGCCGUGGUCGUGGAGGUCGCGGAGGUGGUGGUCGCGAUUACUAUGGUCACGAUAACAGAUACUGAUCAGUGCUGUUUAUCUGUGUAAUAAUACACUGCUGGUGUUGAUACUUUUGAUUGCACUAAAAGUGCAUCACCUGUGACAC
This is a messenger RNA of Cylicocyclus nassatus, 1415 nucleotides long. Lineage: Eukaryota; Metazoa; Nematoda; Chromadorea; Rhabditida; Strongylidae. The record is from the annotation of a GenBank genome assembly.